Molecule: messenger RNA, 471 nt
Organism: Penicillium pulvis
Lineage: Eukaryota; Fungi; Ascomycota; Eurotiomycetes; Eurotiales; Aspergillaceae
Exons: 2
Coding region: 1-471 (156 amino acids)
Source: RefSeq, a predicted model, not a curated record
AUGACACGACCGUAUCUUUUACUCGGUUUGCUUGCUGCUCUCUGUCACCAGGUUUGUGGGGUGGCAUUCAAUGAUAGAAUCAAGCAAGAUGUUGGUGGUGUAUCUCUUGCAUUACUCCAUGAUGUUGGGGAUCCAACGUCGGUGAAGUUUGGCGUCCCGCCCGAUUUCGACAGUCAAGCCUGGCAGUUUAACACUGAGGGCUUUAAUGAUGAUGAAGCUGUCAUCACGCCCCUCAAUUCUUCCAAAACCCUCGUAUGCGAGAUGGAUAGUAAAUGCAGGCUGGAUCUUGGAGAAUCAAAACAAGCCUAUCGGGUCACUAGAGCCAAUGGAAAGGGAGCGCUUUUCACGUUUCAAGACCUUUCUACUUCGCUCUAUGUAUCUCGAACUUCCGGCCAGUCCCUGGAGCUCACUGAUGUCAAUUCUGACUCCAUCUAUUUUCAAUUGGAGGCAAUCCGAGGUAAUGAAGGCUAG